Molecule: messenger RNA, 756 nt
Organism: Maudiozyma barnettii
Lineage: Eukaryota; Fungi; Ascomycota; Saccharomycetes; Saccharomycetales; Saccharomycetaceae
Exons: 1
Coding region: 1-756 (251 amino acids)
Source: RefSeq, a predicted model, not a curated record
AUGGAAGGAACUGCAUCAUAUAAUAACAAUAUUAAACAAGAAAACCAUCCAAAAAUUGGAAAAGUUCAGGAUCUUGAAAUGGAUAUGGAUAGACUGUUAUUAGAGACGGAAAGACUAGCUCUCUUGGUUGAUAACAUUGAGGAUCAAACAGAACGAGAAGUAUUGAGAUUAGAAAGAGUACUGGAUACAUUUGCAAGGGAUCCUCAAAACGAUAACGAUUAUAAUUAUUAUAAUAUUGACGGUAGUCAUAAUAGAAAUUAUUUUACAUGUCGUUAUUUUAGAAACAAAUUAAAACAUUUUAAUAAUUUUACUAAAAGAUGCUUUACAAAACCAGUUACAAGAAGGAAGAACUCAAGUCUUCUUUUCAACGAAUUUUCAAGAUCAGUAUCUGAAUUAGAAAGAACUUCAAAAUAUGGGAUAGAAGAAAAUGGAACAUGUGGUUCCACAUCGGAUCUUCCUCUUGCAAGGACACUAGAAGAUGAAGUCUUCCAGAACGGAAGUGAUAGUAAUGUGGAAAGUGUUCUUAGUGAGUCUCCUUACAAAGGACGUAGAGGUUAUAGUAGUUACGUGAAAUAUAAACUAAUGAAUUACUUGUCAACAACGAAACGAGAUGAUCUGGUGUAUAUGAAAGAAAGUGAAGAUGUAUGUUCACCAUACCUACUCUAUGUUAAAACCGAUGGAGUAGAUACUCCAAUCCAUUUUGAGAAUAAAACUACAAGGCAAGAAUUACGAAAUAGAUUAGAACAACUAACAUGA